Molecule: messenger RNA, 1506 nt
Organism: Durio zibethinus
Lineage: Eukaryota; Viridiplantae; Streptophyta; Magnoliopsida; Malvales; Malvaceae
Product: solute carrier family 40 member 2-like
Biological process (GO): iron ion transmembrane transport
Cellular component (GO): membrane
Molecular function (GO): iron ion transmembrane transporter activity
Source: RefSeq, a predicted model, not a curated record
AUGGAUAGACAAGUAUCACCACUUGCGCAGGAGCAAACACUAGAAGGACCUCCAUCUCUUCUCAAGUAUCUAUAUACCGCUCAGUUUCUUGCAAGAUGGGGCGCCAGAAUGUGGGAAUUCUCUGUCGGUUUAUAUAUGAUCAAUGUUUGGCCAAACUCUUUGCUCCUUGCUGCUAUUUAUGGUGUUGUGGAAUCUGCCUCUACUGCAUUAUUUGGUCCCAUUAUUGGACGGUGGUUGGCUAGACUGUCAUAUGUAAAGGUUCUUCAACUUUGGUUAGUAACCCAGAAUCUCUCCUUCAUAGUUGCUGGAGGUGCAGUAAUGGCCUUACUGGUGUUUUCAAGUCUGAAGUUCAGAAAUCUCUUAGCAUUCAUCUUCCUGGUGAUAUUAACCAACAUCUCUGGAGCUAUCGGUGUGGUUUCAACUCUAGCCGGCACCAUCCUGAUCGAAAGAGAAUGGGUGGUGGUAAUAUCAGAAGGCUAUCCUCCUGGAUUACUAACUGCGAUGAAUUCUAUUAUCAGACGAAUUGAUCUAACCUGCAAGUUAGGUGCACCAGUUAUAACUGGCUUCAUUAUCAGCUUUUUAUCACUAGAAGCAUCUGCUAUGACCAUAGCACUGUGGGCAACUACAUCUGUUUGGGUGGAAUAUUGGCUUCUUAUGUCUCUGUAUAAAGGGAUCCCAGCUUUAAGUGAAAACAGCCGGAAGAGGAUUUCAGACGUUUCACCAAGUGAUGAUGUAAUCCACGAGGAGGACACCAUAUCAGCUUCUCAGGAACGAAAUAAUAAACUUUCCAAUGAUGGAGAGAAUUCAGUAGCCGCAGGAAAAAACUGUGGAAGUAAAAUUAUUGAGUGGGUCUCUAAGGUUCCCUACAUUGACGCAUGGGGAGUGUAUUUGCAACAGGAUGUUGUUCUACCGGGAGUUGCUUUAGCUUUGUUAUAUUUCACCGUCUUAAGCUUUGGGACUUUGAUGAUGGUAGCCCUGGAAUGGGAAGGCAUACCGGCAUUUGUAAUUGGAAUGGCACGUGGCAUUAGUGCUGCAAUUGGAAUAGCUGCGACAGUUGUGUACCCUGUGCUACAAUCUCGUAUUUCAACAUUCAGAACAGGUCUCUGGUCUGUGUGGUCUCAGUGGAUUUGCCUGCUGGUUUGUGUCGCUUCAAUUUGGGUCAAAUAUAGCCAUUUCUCAGCAUAUAUGCUGAUGGGUGGAGUUGCCACAUCUCGGCUUGGUUUGUGGAUGUUCGACUUAUCGGUCACCCAACAAAUGCAGGAUCUUGUUCCUGAAUCUGAUCGUUUCGUUGUGGGAGGUGUUCAGAACUCACUUCAGUCCACCUUGGAUUUGAUGGCUUAUGUCAUGGGAAUAAUAAUCUCGAAUCCCAAGGAUUUCUGGAAGUUAAUUUUGAUGUCCUUCUUGGCGGUGACGUUGGCUGCAGUUCUGUACAAUUAUCAUCAUUACCGAAUUGGGAAGCACAUUUUUCACUUUGAGAAGCUGUCAUCAUUAGUUAAGUGCUCAUAA